AUGGACUCAGACGAGAAAAACCUUCUGGCGCGACACAGAGAACCAACUUUUCUUGCGCUAUCUAUCUAUCUAUCUAUCUAUCUAUCUAUCUAUCUAUCUAUCUAUCUAUCUAUCUAUCACACAUGCAACACACUCACACACGCACACAUACACGCAUUUACAAUUGAAAGGACCGGGAUGUGCGUAUUGCUCUACCAUCUAUCUAUCUAUCUAUCUAUCUAUCUAUCUACAUUUUAUGCUAUCGGUCUACUUCCUCCAAAAUUUGUGAGUUUCCCACUACGCCCACCCCAACCCAUUCUCAUCCCUUUUCUAGAAGACGUAAUCGACCCAGCCCUUCCAGAUUUUCUGAGCAUUCCGUUACCCCCACCAAUUCUCAUCCCUUUUCUGGAAAACGUAAUCGACCCACCCCUUCCAGAUUUUCUCAUCAUUCCACUACCCCCACCAACUCUCAUCCCUUUUCUAAAAGACGUAAUCGACCCACCCCUUCCAGAUUUUCUGAGCAUUCCCAUACCCCCACCAAUUCUCAUGCCUUUUCUAGAAGACGUAAUCGACCCACCCCUUCCAAACUUUCUGAGCAUUCCCAUACCCCCACCAAUUCUCAUCCCUUUUCUAGAAGACGUAAUCGACCCAGCCCUUCCAGAUUUUCUGAGCAUUCCGCUACCCCCACCAAUUCUCAUCCCAUUUCUAGAAGUCGUAAUCGACCCACCCCUUCCAGAUUUUCUGAGCAUUCCGCUACCCCCACCCAUUCUCAUCCCUUUUCUAGAAGUUCUAAUCGACCCACCCCUUCCAAACUUUCUGAGCAUUCCCCUACCCCCACCAAUUCGCAUGCCUUUUCUAGAAGACGUAAUCGACCCACCCCUUCCAGAUUUUCUGAUCAUUCCGCUACCCCCACCCAUUCUCAUCAUUUUCUAG
This is a messenger RNA of Acanthosepion pharaonis, 912 nucleotides long. The record is from the annotation of a GenBank genome assembly. NCBI's taxonomy places the organism in Eukaryota, Metazoa, Mollusca, Cephalopoda, Sepiida, Sepiidae.